Molecule: messenger RNA, 3259 nt
Organism: Amphimedon queenslandica
Lineage: Eukaryota; Metazoa; Porifera; Demospongiae; Haplosclerida; Niphatidae
Product: myotubularin-related protein 3-like
Exons: 12
Coding region: 160-2982 (940 amino acids)
Biological process (GO): phosphatidylinositol dephosphorylation; regulation of autophagy
Cellular component (GO): cytoplasm; membrane
Molecular function (GO): phosphatidylinositol-3-phosphate phosphatase activity; protein phosphatase binding; phosphatidylinositol-3,5-bisphosphate 3-phosphatase activity
Source: RefSeq, a predicted model, not a curated record
UGUGUCUGCUCAGUUUCUUAUCUUCAGACCUUCCCCCUCUUUCUUUCUCUCUUCUCUCAAGUGGAUAAAAUGCUGCAGCAUUUCUUUGAAUGAUAAGAAGGCUAGAGCGUGCUGAAGAAGAAUAGAGAGAGAGAAAAGAUUUAAAAGAGAAAGCUAGGUAUGGACGAAGACAGCUUAACUGGUCUUCUGUUAAGUGAACUCUAUCCACAGCAAGACAGCCCACCUGUAUAUGAUGAUGGUUGUAGCGUUGAUACUGAAGUUCCCUUUCAGUUGAUUCCUGGAGAGGCGUCACGUUUCAUCAGCCUACACGACAAUGGAUCUCAUUUCAUAGUACUCACUAACUUCCGGCUCUUUCUGACUUCGGAGAAAGGUUUUGUUAGUUUGCCAUUGGGUCUUAUAGAGAGCAUAGAGGCUGUGACUGACGACAUUUCGGUGUUUUGUAAAGAUGGGAGGAGCUUAAGGUUGCAGCUGGAUAGUUUUGAACAGUGUAGAUUAUGGUGCCAUAGAGUUCAAGAUAGCCUCAAACCCUCAGCUAAUUUCAGGGAUGCUUUUGCCUUCAUACACUAUGCUUAUUUAUCUGAUGGCUCCACUGUUAAGAAAAGACAGCUUAAAAGGAGGGGUAAUCCUUCCUUAUCGACCGAGCUGUUAACUUCGGAAUAUUCCAGACUUGGUUUUAAUAAGCCAGGCACAUGGAGAAUAACUGAUGCUAAUGCUAAAUACGAACUCUGUUCUUCCUAUCCAAAAGUGUUUGUUGUUCCCCAGUCUGUCACUGACUCUGAUUUGUUACAAGUCUCCAAGUUUCGGUCGCUGAGCAGACUACCAGCUGUCGUCUGGAGGCAUAAGGGCAAUGGCUGUGUUUUAGCACGUGCUAGUCAACCUCUAGUCGGUUUCCUUGGCUGGAGGUGCCAAGAAGACGAGCAGUUUUUAAAAGCACUCUCUAAGUCCUGUCACCCUCACGCCCCUCCUAUGGAGGUUAUGUCACACGGAGAGAAAAUUACUAAUGGAGUUGGCCAGACCCCUUCGCUACUUGUCGUUGAUUUAAGAUCUUAUACCGCGGCUUUUGGUAACAGGGCGAAAGGCGGAGGGUGUGAGCAUCAAGAUUAUUACUCGAACUGUGAGAUUGUUUAUAAAGGACUGCCUAAUAUUCACUCUGUGAGGACUAGCUUUGGAUCACUGAGAAACUUGUUAUCUGGAAAUGAACAAAUUAGAUUUUUCUCUCAAUUGGAGGGAACCCAUUGGCUCCAGAACAUCUCCCAGCUGCUACAAACAGCAGUCGAAGUAUCCAAUACACUCCACCAUCACUCCAGACCGGUUCUCAUUCAUUGCAGCGAUGGUUGGGACAGAACAACACAGAUCACUUCCCUGGCCCAGCUCCUCUUGGAUCCGUACUAUCGCUCGCUGGAAGGCUUUCGUGUCCUUGUUGAAAGGGAGUGGCUUAGUUUUGGACACAAGUUCUCCGAUCGAUGUGGUUUUGGGCCCGAUGGGGAGCAAAGCCCUGUAUUCCUCCAGUGGCUUGAUUGUCUUUAUCAAAUCAGUAAUCAGUUUCCAACUUCGUUUGAGUUUAAUAGCAUCUUCCUGGUUAAAUUGGCCCAGCAUUGUUAUUCUCAGCUCUACGGGACAUUCCUUGGCAACUGUGAGCAAGAAAGAGAGAGAGAGUUGGUCAGACUCCAGACAUUGUCACUCUGGGACUGUUUGGAGAAAGAAAGGGAAAUAACUAAUGCUAUUUAUAAAGAAAAUGGCGACGAAGUUGUUCUGUGUCCUAAUUAUCAAGUUCGCUCCCUCAAGUUAUGGCGAGAGCUUUUCCUCCAUUUACCUCUAACCCGUUACACAACUACCCUCCCUCCCCCGCCCUCUUCCAGGCCCCUCCUACCUUCCACGCCCACUAGGGAGAAACCAAAUGGUCACUUACAUGUACCAGUAAAGAGUAACGGGAUUAUUCCCUCUCUGUCUCUCCAUGUCGAAGAGGACAAGGAGAGCGAGGGAGAUGAGAGUGUUUAUAAGAGUUUCACUGUGUCUGUUUCUAAUGGGGACACGUCAUUAGAAGAGGAGGAGGAGAGAGAGAGAGGGACAGUAGAAGGAAAGACCAAAGAAGAAGAAGAAGAAGAAGAAGGAGAGCUAAAUAAAGAGGAGGCUAGAAAUAUUAAUGGAGAAACAACAGAAGAAGCUAAAGAUACAAAGUCUACACCUCCUGCCUCUGCUGUCACUGAUAGUCAAGUGUUCUGGCAGUCACAGAACUUCUCUCUCUCUGUCAAUCACCCUGCUGCUGACAUGGAGGAGAGCUUUCGUGUUGUUCCGGAAACAUCCGAGCCCUCUCUCACGACCUUUGCAGUACAGGAAGUCAAUAAGAACUCGUCCCUACCUCUUGCAACGACUGUCGAUAAGUCCUGGCUCUCAUACUCCACCUCUCUCAAUUACAGUGUGUUCUCGGAGUGCGAGUCCAGGCUCCGCCUAUUGGGAAGAGACGGGCUUGUUAAACAGGUUGAUCCGGUUCAAGAACGAGUUGCGGAGUUAGAAGGAUUGCUUCGUCAGCGGGUCCAUCUCCUUGAGGAGGAACUGAAGCGUGUGAAAUCGGCUCUUACUAGCGGGGAGGGUUUUGUGAGCGUGGUCAACGAAGAGGAGUGCUUGGCUGUAAAUGAUGAGAAGAAUGAAGAACCUACAAGUCCAGUUAACGGCGAUUGGACAUGUGUUGAUAUUGCUGAUAGUAAUGGAGUCACUUGGAUUCCUGAUCACGCUGUUAGUCACUGCCCGUGUGGGGCUGAAUUUUGGAUGGGGAAAAGAAAACAUCAUUGCAGGAGUUGUGGUGGCAUAUUUUGUUGGCAGUGUUCCAAUUACUUCACUCCUGUCCCACACGAGCAGUUAUUCAAGGACCAACGAGUUUGUAAAAUCUGUUUCGAUAAAUUAGACGGCCAUUUAAAAUCAUGCCAGUCCCCAGUAGCAGCAGCUUCCUUAAAUGGAAGUAAAACAGAGAGCAAGAUUAAAUGAUGUCUCUCUGUUUAAAAUAACAAUAAUAGCAUAAUUUUUGUAUUGUUAAGCUGUUAUCUAUAAAUAGACGACGUGUUCUAUUUUUAGUAACACUGUUCUAUUUAUAGUAUCAUGUUAUAGCCACGUUUUGGUGGUCAGGUUUGUAUGAUAAGACUGUCUUUAGGUCGAUCCUCUCUAUCUUUCACUCUAGCUAUUUUCACAGUAUUUUAUUUUAAAUUGAUAUUAUCAUUGUUAGAUUUUUUAAUUCUCUCUUUUAUUGUUUUUUUGUCAUAUUAUC